GACCUGGUAAAACCACAAAGCCUGAGCACGCAACAAAACAGAGGAAGCUUUGUUUUCAUCUACUUCUACUCAAAAGCAUCCAGCUUUCCAGGAGAAAAGAAGGGAGCGAUUCCGUCUGUAUCCUCCGACUCGCCGAGUUCGUGACCCCGCCUCGCCGCCGGACCCUAGAAGAAGCGGCCAGGCGUUUCCGCGCCAACCGCCAAACGAGCUGCAGAGCUCGCACCUUCUCUUUCUUCCCUUGGUUUGAGUAGCCGUGGCGGCCUGCUCCGGCCGGUGCCGCUCAGAUCUACCGCGGCAGAGGGGAAGCCCCGGGUUCAUGAUGGAGCACACCGCCGUCGGCGAGGAUCAGGCCAUGUCCGUUGAAGAAACUUGAUAAUUGAAUUGGAAUUCGUUUGGUUUUAGGGCAGAUGGCGUUUGCUAUAGACCUUCGCGAUAAGCAUCGCCUGGACCUGGAGAGUUUAACGCUGACAUCACAGCCAUUCAAAACACUCGCAUUAUUUGUGCUAGCCAUUGGACAGAGUAUAAGAAGCACAUGUUCAUGUGUUCUGAAAGAAGGUUCUCGGUUGAAGUUCCUGGUUCCGUUGCUUGGUGCUACCUGUGUGCUUCUCUUGGUAACUGAUGGCCCACAUGAGAAGCAUAUGCAGGAACUGCUUUGGUAUGCCAGAUUUGGAUUAUGGUGGGUCAUACUAGGGGUGGCUUCAUCCAUUGGAUUAGGCUCUGGCUUGCACACCUUUGUGUUGUAUUUAGGGCCUCAUAUCGCCCUUUUCACAAUGAAAGCGGUUCAGUGUGGCCGGGUUGAUUUAAAGAGUGCUCCUUAUGACACUAUUCUUCUUAAAAGGAGGCCUUCAUGGUUGGAGAAAGAAUGUCUGGAGUUUGGACCUCCAAUAUAUCAGGAAACAAUCCCAUUCAGCAAAAUACUGCAUGAAGUUCAUCUUGAAGCUGUUCUUUGGGGCAUUGGAACUGCACUUGGAGAGCUUCCUCCAUAUUUUAUCUCUAGAGCAGCUAGCAUGUCAGGCCAAAAAGUAGAGGAGUUGGCAGAAUUGGAUGCUUCUAUCUCAAAAGAAGGUUUUCUAUCAUCAAUUCUACGGCGGGCCAAGCGCUGGCUUAUGUCUCACUCACAAUAUCUUAACUUCCCUACAAUACUGCUACUUGCUUCGGUGCCAAACCCUCUGUUUGAUCUUGCUGGCAUUUUGUGUGGACAAUUUAACGUCCCCUUCUGGAAGUUCUUUCUGGCAACUUUAAUUGGGAAGGCCAUUAUCAAGGUUUAUAUGCAGACAACAUUGGUAAUUACUCUCUGCAACAACCAACUUCUUGAAUUGGUGGAGGAAAGGCUUGUAUGGGUGUUUAGCAAUUCCCCUGGAGUAUCAUCCAUCCUUCCCUCUUUAGUCACCAAGUUGAAGACAGCUAAGGAUAAGUUUUUAAUGGCAAGUGUUGCUACAUCAGCUUCUAGUGCUGCGAAGGGGAAGAAGUGGAAUCUGUCGUUCUCUUUGAUCUGGAAUACCGUGGUGUGGCUCAUGGUCGUGAAUUUCAUCGUUCAGAUAAUCACUUCCACGGCACAGAGUUAUCUCAAGAAACAACAAGAGCUUGAGAUCAGCAUGAAGUCAUCAGCUACAAUGAGUUCCGCUUCUGAACCUGCUGCCGGAAUAUCAAAUUAAUCGAGCCAGGGCAUUUCAUCCAGACAGAUAUUCAAUUUAUAUUCAUGCCAUCAGUUCCUGCAUGAUACUGAUUUGGGAAUUCUAAAUCUGGUCAUUUACUGGAUAGCUGGCAUCUUCUCCAAGAAAUCACAUUGAUACAGUGUAUAUAGCCCACCCCAUCAAGCCAGCAUGACUGCAAAAUUAAGAAGCGCUGUCUGUAUUCUCGUGGAGCACUUGCUUAUUGAUCUACUUAGUAGAAAGUCAGCAAAAAAGAGAGGAGAAAAAAGGAAGUCACCGUCCGUCGGUCAAAAAAAAAAAAAAAACAGGAAGUUCGACUAGUGCGCAAGUGUAAUGUUGGCCUUGUACAUAGCAACCAAGAUAUUGCCAUGAAUUGCACAAUAAGCAUUAAGUUUGUGCCUACCA
Triticum aestivum (bread wheat) is the source of this 2057-nucleotide messenger RNA. RefSeq names its product vacuole membrane protein KMS2. Lineage: Eukaryota; Viridiplantae; Streptophyta; Magnoliopsida; Poales; Poaceae. The record is from RefSeq and is a predicted model, not a curated record. Bases 408 to 1655 code for a protein of 415 amino acids. The transcript is spliced from 9 exons.